This is a messenger RNA of Hydractinia symbiolongicarpus, 6161 nucleotides long. RefSeq lists its product as uncharacterized. Gene Ontology annotation, biological process: peptide cross-linking. The transcript is spliced from 17 exons. The record is from RefSeq and is a predicted model, not a curated record. Bases 67 to 5742 code for a protein of 1891 amino acids. Lineage: Eukaryota; Metazoa; Cnidaria; Hydrozoa; Anthoathecata; Hydractiniidae. Gene Ontology annotation, molecular function: protein binding; protein-glutamine gamma-glutamyltransferase activity.
UUUAUGAAAUUACAAAGCCAUGCUUCGGUGAAAGGGAGCUGAAAAAAUAUCUUUUAACAUUGUGCGAUGGAGAAGCCAGUUUUUCAUCGCUAUAAAGGAGAUCGUCGAAAUGGUGACAUUUGGGAAAAUGCAGUGAACGAUCCAUAUAACCCUAGAAAGGGUUUAACGACAGCUUAUGGGUAUGAUUUACAGAAAGAAAGUUAUUCAAAAACAUCAGUGCAAGAAUAUUCAUCUAAAAGCAGUUCCACGACAGAUUCUAAAGUUGCGUUCAAUAGAUCAAACGAUUUUGAAGGAUCACUCUUUGGCAAAAGUAACAUAACCAAAAAGACGUUGGGGCAACUAAAUCAGAACAAUGAAUCAUACAGCGACAAAAUUUGUGACUACAGCUUCGGUAGUUACAACUAUGAGAGUAGUAAAAUUGAAAGUACUCAUACCUUACGUUCAUCAAAUAAUAUAAACAGUGUGCAUUCAACAGAAAACAACAGACUGCAACAAGACAGGAAAAAUAAUAACAUCGCAAAUUAUGACUAUUAUAACAAGAAUGUGAACGGAAGUGUCCAAAACGACUAUUCAACCGCUAUUAGGGGCAGCAGUCAAAAUAGCGGAAUGUCUAACCUCAACACAGGGAAGAUGUCCUCUUUAUUACACUCAGAUUAUCGUGAUGCUGCAACGCAACAAAGUGAAGGGGUUGGCUAUAAGCCCUCCUUGGCGAAUAGUUCGCACCUAAAAAUAGGCAACCCAAGUAUCCAAAAUAGUUCUUUUCAUUACGUGCAAGAGGAGUACAGUAAAGUUACCGAAACAACGACAAGUACCAAUCAUUACCAAUUUUCGAACAAAUCUACUGAAAAUCAAAUAACUUCAUCAUCUAAUAAUCUGCAAUCGAAUGAUCAUACCACAACAGCACACCAUGAUAAUAUCAACAGUGAUCAAACUUAUUCUCAUAAAGAACCAUAUUUUAAAAUUACGCAAACGCAUGAUAAAAAAAACGAAAAAACGGAGUAUUUAUGGGAUCAUCUCCAAUCAGAAAGAGCACCUACUGCAAAGAUAACAACCUAUCAGCAGAAUAAACAAGACAACAAUGUCAAAAUAACUACACCAAGAAAUCAUACUAAAAGUGUGCCUAAAAUGGAACCAAUUGAACCAGAUACACCAUCUUACGUUCGAAUACGAAGCGAAUCAAGAAAUGGAAGAGAUAUACAGUGGACCAUUCCUGAUAAAGGUUUGACAGGACCUGAGUACUUUGUGAAAGCAGUACACACAAGUAGAGCAACAACACCAUUUGAGAAUCAAAAAGAUUACAACGUGAACAUUGACCAAGGAUCAAUCCAUUCUAAUUAUGGCAAGCCACAAAGAAACUACAGCCAGGAUGAAAACAAUUCCAUACAAACGACACCGCGAAAUGAUGCAAAGAGAGUACCUAAAACCGAAUCAAUUGGACGUGAAGAACCUUCCUACAUUCGAAUACAAAGAGAAUCAAGAAGUGGAAGAGAUAUGCACAGGACCAUUUCUAAUCAAGGUUUGGCAGAACCUGAGUAUUUUGUGAAAGCAGUACACACGAGUAGAGCAACAACACCAUUUGAGAUUCGAGAAGAUUACGACGUGAAAAUUGACCAAAGGUCAGACUAUUCUGUUUAUGACAAAACACAAGGAAACUACAUUCAAAAUGACGUAUACACUGAUCUGAAAAUAGACGCUUCUAAAGACUACUUACGACAAAACCUUUCUUUAGAGGUAGAAAAAACAAAUAAAAUCAAGUUUAAUGCAACCAAUCUGGACGACAAUAACAACCACAACAUUACACCAAGGAUUAGAAUAUCAAGUCAUGACGAGGAUAAAGAAAAAUCACCUGAGAUUAAAAAUAAUGCAGGUGUCAACAUGAGAAUUCGUUCACAUUCACCACUGCCUGAUUAUCUUGUUAAAGUCAUAAAACCAGUUGAUGCUGUAGAAAAAAGGGACAAGCAACAAAAAGAUGAAGUAAUAGGAAGCUAUGGCAAAAAUAAAGGGAUCGUUAUUCCUAGGAUCCGAUCCCAUACCCCACAACCUGAUUAUUACAUCAAAGUAAUCAAACCAAGUGAUAACGACAAGCCUUACCUUAAUCUACCUGAUCAAGAUGAGCCGUGUUUUGUUCGUAUUCGAAGCGAAUCAAGAUGUGGACAAAGUUUACAAUGGACAAUUCCAGAACGAGAUAACACUCAACCAAGAUAUUUUGUAAAAGGUGUCAAGAAGGAAAGACCUAAAACCCCACACGACGUAGAUUCAAGGGAUACUGGUAUUUAUUUUGUUUAUGACAAUGAACAACAAUGUUAUAUACCUCGUCAUCACGUUGAUAAGAAUAAAAAAGAAGGAGAUAUAUCCAAAACGCAAAUGAUGCAGGAUGAUUAUGAUUAUACAUCUGGAAACCAAACCAAACCGCAUCAUUUCCAUCAGCAACCUUAUAUGAGAGUGGUUCAAAAGGUCUACAACCAUUACGAAAAAGAUUAUGUUGACAAUGAUUAUUAUAACAUACGCCAUAUUGCACCAAUCAAUAGCAAUGAUAGGAAUAACAGAUCCCUACAAAACACCAUCACAAGAAUACGGUCUCGUACCCCUCAACCAGAUUAUUUAAUUAAGGUGAUAAAACCCAGCAAAGAUAAUGACGAAGAACAUUUGGAUUAUCCAUCCAAGAGCCAGCCUUGCAAUAUACGAAUCCGCAGUGAAUCAAGAUGUGGAAGAAACUUACAAUGGACAACACCUGACCGAAAAGAGGCUUACGUUGCUGUAAAAGAAAAGAACGUUGACAAAGAUUUUGUUGAUUAUUAUAGCAAACCACGACGGGAAAAGUAUCCAGAAGGAAAUUUAAAGAAUUCUAAGGAUGUUCAAAAGAGUAGAGUUAAAAUUGUAAAUAAACACCAAGUGAAAAAUACACAACAAACAAAGAGAAAGGACUAUACAGCUAAAAUAAGAUACGGUAAAAAACAAUUAACGUCUGAUUACUAUGUGAAAAGCGUCAGAAAGAGCAAAGAACAAAUUUUAGAUAACAUGCCUACAGCUUACACGGCUCAACGCAACACAAAAGUCAGAGCGUAUUCUAAAACAGAUAAAAAGCCCACUAUAAAAAGAAUUUAUCGCAUUGGUAGCGUAAGAAAGAAAACUAAUACAUUAGACUACAAAUAUAAACGAAAUGAAGUCUUAAGUAAAUCAACUCAACGAUUAAUUCUAUCUGGCCGCGAUAAGAAAAGAGGAACGCGAGCACAGAAUGAUACCUCAAAUAGAAUUUUCGGUGCACCCGAUAGCGUAUCUACUGGACCAGCUACAUCUGUUGUUCGGGUUACUGCAACACCAUCGGAAGCCGAACAUUCGUAUACCAUUAUAACAUAUACUGGUGACUCAAGGUUUGCUGGCACAGAUGCUAAUGUUUUCGUUACAUUGUAUGGAAGUGAAAGACAAAGUGAAGAAUUGCAUUUGAAGAAAUCGUUAGAUCACGAUGACGCUUUUGAAAGGGGAAAUCGCGACACAUUCAAUUUGAAGUCCAAGAAUCUUGGUUGUCUCUACAAACUAAGUAUAAGACAUGACAACACUGGGCGUUGGCCAGGUUGGCUGUUAAACAAGGUGGUUGUUGUAGAUGAAGAGACUGGAAAGAAGUCCGAGUUCACUUGUUAUGAUUGGCUAUUUAAAGGUUCCGACUCAUCGCUGGAGCAUGAAUUGGAAGUAAACGGCAUUCCAAUUAUGGGUAUUGACAGCAUGGCAGAUGUGAAUGGUCCAGCACAUCACACUGACAAGUACAAAACCAAAUCAGCCAUUGUCCUCCGAAGAGGACAGUCAUUCAAAAUCAAGGUGCAAUUGGCAAGAGAUUAUGAACAGGAUGAUUCCUUUUAUUUUACACUAAAAACUGGACCACGACCCCGUGACAUUGACAAAACCAUGAUCACCGUUGCAGAAUAUUUGCCUAAAGAAUUCCAUAGAUGCAAGGCAGAAGAAAAAUGGGGCUAUACUAUUCGAGAUAUUAGUGAUCCCAAAAAUGUCGAGGUCGAAGUCUUUAUUCCAGCAACCGCUCUUCCAGCUAAAUAUGACGUUUUAAUCGAAAGCGACGAAGGAACACUUUAUGAGCCGCAAUGCCCUGUUUACGUCUUAUUUAAUCCAUGGUGCAAAGAGGAUGAAGUGUACAUGGAUGAUGAGAGUAAGCUUCGGGAAUAUGUCCUGAAACAAAAUGGUCAAAUAUACGUUGGCAAACACACCAGACCUAGACCAAGAAAUUGGUAUUUUGGACAAUUCGAAGAAAUCUCACUGGAAGCAGUUUUUAAACUAUUAGAAUCAGUGAAAGCAAACAAAAGAGAUUCGCCUGUUGAAGUCUCCAGAAUCAUUUCAUCUAAGGUCAACAGCUGUGAUAAUGAAGGAGUAUUGGAGGGGAAUUGGUCUGGCAAAUAUGAGGGCGGUAAAACACCAACGUAUUGGAAUAGCACACCUGCCAUUUUAGAGACAUACAUGGUGGAUUCGUUGCCAGUUAAGUUCGGACAAUGUUGGGUGUUCAGUGGUAUCGUUACAGCUCUCAUGCGUGCAAUAGGCAUUCCAUGUCGUUCAGUAACAAACUUCAGUUCUGCGCAUGAUUCAGAUGGUAACUGUACAAAUGAUAUCUACAUUGAUGAAGAUGGUGAAAAAAUUGAAGAAAUGAGUGCGGAUUCAGUUUGGAAUUUUCAUGUUUGGAAUGAUGCAUGGAUGGCAAGAAAAGAUUUACCACCAGGUUAUGGUGGAUGGCAAGCUAUUGAUGCAACACCACAAGAGAGAAGUCAAGGACUAUUUCAAAUGGGACCAGCUCCACAUCGAGCUAUCAAAGAAGGCUCAAUCAAUAUUCCGUUUGAUACAGGGUUUGUACUUGCUGAAGUAAACGCUGACACAAUAUACUGGCAGAAGAACGGGGAAGGCAAAUUUGACAUUGUGUACAGGAAUCGAACAUCUGUUGGCAAAAAGGUAAGCACGAAGGCUGUCGGCAGUGAGGAGCGUCAUGACGUUACAAAUGAAUAUAAAUUUGCUGAAGGUUCUGUUCUCGAAAAAGGCGCUGUGCGGUCUGCAUUGUUACUUGCUAAGAACGAAGCAGUAAAGGUAACAAGAAAAGAUGUGGAAAUGGAAAUGAUUGUUGGGGAUAGUGUUGUCGUCGGUCAAGAUAUCAGAGUAAUGUUCAAGAUGAAAAACACGGCUAAUGAAGAUUUAAGAGCAACUCUAGCUUUUACUGGACAAAUAGUGCGCUAUGACGGUGUGGCCAAAGCUAAGUUGCAAAAAUACAAAGAAAGUAUUGAUUUGAAAGCAAAUUCAGAGAAAUCAAUUCCUAUUGCGGUUCGUGCUGGCACUUAUAUCAAGAACGUUGGCGACGAUACUAUGCUUCGAUUUAUUGGUACCCUCGCAGUCAACUCAACAGGGCAAAUAAUAUUAUGUGAUGACAUUGUGGCUUUGGAAAACCCAACUCUGGAUCUAAGCAUCCCUGAAACCGCGAGUGUUGGAAAGGAAAUGCUGUUCACAGUUUCAUUUGAGAAUCCUUUAGAUGAGGCUCUUACUGAGUGCGAGAUGUAUGUGGAUGGAAGUAUUAUCGAGAAGAGAAUGUAUAUUAAAGACAUCAAAAAUGUGCCGAAAAAGGAAAAGCUUGAACAGAAAGUAGUAAUAGUCCCAGACGUUGUUAAUGGAACCUCAACGAAGAAGAGCAUCUGUGUUACGUUCUGUUGCAAACAAUUGGGUGGCUUACAAGCUCAAGCUAAAGUCAAUGUCACACAAUAGAUAAAAAGGAUGGAGAGACAUUUGAAAAACUUAUUUUUUUGUAAAUAGUAGUUAAGUAAGCAACUUUAAUGUGAGAAAUUUUCGCGAAAAUCUCAGAUCGCGAAUUUCUUUAUUAACGGAAUAUUUUGUUCGGAUUAAUUUUGCUCAAAAUGCACGAAAACUACGAUGCAAAAAAAAAAACACGCCAACAUCUAGCUAUCCCUUUUUAUCUCUUUAGUACUCCAAGUUCUGUUUCGCGAAAAAUAGAACAUCAAAAAAAUCGCGAAAAUAUUACAACAUUGGAUAAAUCGCGAAAAAUUUUCUUCACGAAAACUUCUCACAUUAGAUUCAAACGACUAUAAUAUGAAAGGAAGCUGCACAAUGCAUGGAAUUUUUAGUAUAUUGAUUGAUUAAAAAAAGAUGACGUUAUUAUCUCUGUG